GUGACCCCGGAUGGAAAGCGGAGAGCGGUAGCGCCUCAUUUCCUGGGAGCGGGACGCAAACGUCUCAGCUUUGGUGGACGAGGAGGGUGAGCUGCGCGCUGCGUCAGGGAGACGCCGUUGUUGCCUGGCCCAGUUCGGCGCCUUUCCUCCAGGCCGCGAGCAGGGCCCCGCUUCUUCCCUCGCUGUAACAGAAGAACAGGCUCUUUAGUUAAUAUGGCUGAGGUAGUAGGGAGAGGAAAGAGAAAGUUUGUUGAAGAAGCUGAUAGCAUAACUGCUAAACGCCCACAUACCGAUUCUCUUGUUGAAAAUGAUGAUAAAACUGCAGAUAAAAAGUGUUGUGAUGAAGGUCAAACAGGAGAUAGAAGCACUCUUCAUCGUGAAAUAAAAACUGAAGAAACUGAAGAGGUUCCUAGAAAAAGAACACAUGCAGAAGCUGUAGCAGCACAUUAUAAUAAGCUUGAAGAGAUUGGAUUGGAACAGCGUAGCAUGAGUCGCAUCUUCUAUCUCCGAAAUUUUAACAAUUGGGUAAAGAGUGUGCUAAUUGGUGAAUUCCUUGAUAGGGUACGACAGAGAAAACAAAACAUUAUGGUGUUAGACUUGGGAUGUGGAAAAGGUGGGGACUUGCAGAAAUGGAGAAAAGGCCGAAUAAGUAAGCUUGUAUGUACAGAUAUUGCUGGCAUAUCUGUGCAACAGUGUGAACAGCGUUAUCAAUAUAUGAGAAAUCGUGGUCGCCAGAAUGAUAGAUUUUUCAAUGCAGAAUUUAUAACUGCUGAUAGUACCAAGGAACUUCUGUCUAAAAAAUACAGGGAUAGCAAUAUAUACUUUGACAUUUGCAGCUGUCAGUUUGUGUAUCAUUAUUCAUUUGAGACCUAUGAGCAAGCGGAUAUGAUGCUUAAAAAUGCUUGUGAGCGACUUUCCCCUGGAGGAUACUUCAUUGGCACAACUCCAGAUAGUUAUGAACUUGUAAAACGCCUUGAAUCUUCAGAAACAAACUCAUUUGGGAAUGAAAUAUAUACUGUAAAGUUUCAGAAGAAGGGAGACUAUCCCUUGUUUGGUUGCAAAUAUGACUUCCACUUGGAAGAAGUGGUUGAUGUCCCAGAAUUCCUGGUUUAUUUUCCACUGAUGGUAGACAUGGCAAAAAAGUAUGGAAUGAAACUAGUCUAUAAAAAAACGUUUCGGGAGUUUUAUGAAGAAAAAGUGAAGAAUGUGGAACAUAAAAUGCUUCUGCAACAAAUGAUGGCAUUGGAGAAAUACCCUCCUGAUGAAGGCUCCAGAUUGGCCUCACAUAUAAAAGAGGAUUAUGAGCAUGCGGAAAUGUUCAAGAAGGAUGGAAAAGCAAAGCUACCUCUUGGAACUCUGAGUAAAUCUGAAUGGGAAGCAACAAGUAUGUAUUGCAAGCAGUGUUUGAAAAUUCCUGGAAUAGUUCACUUAUCUUCAAAUAUCUAUCAAAUAUACAUGUGUUCACUUAGCAGCAUUUCUGCAGUUGUCAUGCUAUUGUGCUAUUAUGAUGAAUUUCUUUAGAAGGAAUAUUUCAUAAAUAAAUCUACAAAGUGCAAUUUUUGCAGAAAAAGACUUCUUAUUCAUAGUAAUAUGUGCAAAUUGAUCAGAGCCUUAUUCAGCAUAGGUACUUAGAUUAAAUUCAUGAGAGUGUAUUUGAAGAUAGCUUGUGAGAGAGUACUGAUCUUGAAAAAAGCUAACUGGGUCAGACUUAAUUAGAAUUUGGAUGAAAGAUCACCAGAGUAUCAGAGGACUAUAGGUUAGACUUUGAAGUAAAAAAAAAACCCACCCAAGAACAAGGAAAUGAAAAUCAUCUUCAUAUUGUUGUCAAGAAAACACUGUGGAUAUAUCCAAGAAAACACUGUGGAUGUAUCCAUGAAGUGACCAGGAGCUGAGUGUAUCUGGAAGGUGUCUUUACCUUUCAAAACCCUAACUGUAUUCCAGAAUCAAUUAUUUAUAUAAAUCGGCAUUAAAAUUUCAGUUCAGGUAAUUAAUUUCCCUGAUGUGUUGGAUGUUGUUUGGCAGAAGAGAAGAGCUGAGGAAUAAAGUUCAAUAAAGUUAUAUUAGUAUGUUUUCUAAAAAGUUAAAUGAUUAAAACUGAAUUAUUAUACAAUUAUUGGUUUUAAAAUUUUUGAAAACUAUGAGACAUGCUUGGUUAUGCUUUCCUCUUGAAAUUUAAAACAGGAAGCUGUGAGCUAGUAAUAUAGUCAUUUAGUUGCUGAGGGUGAUCAGCCUAGCAUCUGUAUAUUUUGUGACAUUACCUUAGCCUACAUGACAUGAACCGUAUGUGUUAAGUGCAAUCAUAUACAUUAUUAUUCAUACCAUUAAUAGAUUUACAGAAGUGAUCCCCAUCAGUGUAGAUACUGUAGUUAUAGCAAAAUAAAAAAGUAUAAGGUUGAGACAAACUGAUUUUAAUUUAAAUUUAAAAAAUCAAUAAUUACUUUCUAGAUAUGCAAUAAGUUUUGUAAUUUGUGUCAUUAUAAAUUAAAAUGCACUAGCAACUGUUACAGAAAUCCUGGGGCUGUAGCCAAGGCUUGGGUAAAGGGCACUGCAGAUUCUAUGCUGCUAUACUAAGACAGCACAUGGAUUUACAAUAGUUAAAUGUAGUUGGAUAUGUAAUUUAAUUACCUUGCCAAAUGAUAUGUGGUAUUUAAAAAAAAACCCUCUCUUUUCUUAAAACUAUGCCACCGAGUACAGAAGCUUUCCAUGUAUCCACACAUUACUGGAAGUACUUUAGU
Messenger RNA from Python bivittatus (Burmese python), 2735 nucleotides. RefSeq names its product RNA guanine-7 methyltransferase (gene RNMT). The record is from RefSeq and is a predicted model, not a curated record. Lineage: Eukaryota; Metazoa; Chordata; Lepidosauria; Squamata; Pythonidae. Gene Ontology annotation, biological process: 7-methylguanosine mRNA capping. Gene Ontology annotation, cellular component: nucleus. Gene Ontology annotation, molecular function: mRNA 5'-cap (guanine-N7-)-methyltransferase activity.